AUGGGCGAUAUAUGGAAAGAAAGCGAGUAUUCUCUUGGAUAUAUUCCUGAUGAAAUUUCAAUGUUCGAUUUGUCUACACGAGCAGAAGAAAAUGAACUUGUUAAAAAUAAAUCGGAUGAAUUAUUACCUGAUGAUCAACCGAAUCAAACGAUUAUAACUCCGAAUGACAAUAGAUUUCUCUCAUCAUAUGAGUUUCGUCUUGCACAAGUUAAUCGUAAAGAUGAAUUAAGUUUAUAUUCAUCUGUCUUCAAUGGAUCUGAUCGUGUAGACUUUAUUUCUCCUGGAAUUUUACAUGAAAAUGUGGCUCAUCAUCUUUUUCAAUCAAACUAUAUCAACACUGACAAUUUAUUCUCUCAAAUACAAUGUAAAAAUUUUGAAGAAUAUUCGAAUAUAAUAAAACAAGGUUUUAUAUUGGAUGGCACAACAUUACUUAAAGUUUUAGCAUCUUUGUAUCCAAAUUAUUUAUUUUGUUUUAUUUCAAAAAUAACAAAUGAAUAUGGAAAAAUUGUUAUAAAAGUUGUAAAAUAUGUUGAAAAUAUUUCAUCAUACAAGAAAUGUAUAUUUAUAUAUUAUGAUGGUAUAGCUAAUCAUUAUAGUCCUCUGUAUUUCUAUAAUAAAACUAAUGAAGAAGAAGAAAAAAGUAAUUUUAAAUAUGAUAAUCAAAUAAUGAGAAGUCUUCCUAUCAAAUUUAUUCAACAAAAGCUUGAAUAUAAUGACAAUAUUGAUUUCGAAGAGAUAAAGACAAUUGAACAGCCUGCUCCUCCCUUACCAAAUGAAAAUAACGAAUAUACUCCAACAGAAACUUCAAGAAGUGCAUCAGAAACGACAAAUGGUUUUUUUCGACAACCUAUUCCUAAUGAUGGCAACUGUCUUUUUGCAGCUAUUUUCAACAUAUUAUGUACAUGUGAAAAGAUCACCCCCGCGAGCUUACGUAAACAAGCUGCCGACUAUAAUCGUCAACCAGGCAAAAUUGACGAAGACUGUCUAUUAAGUGAAACUGGAAACACGGUUGAGCAAUACUGUGAAAAGAUUGAAAAGACCAAUGCAUGGAGUGGUGAAGCAGAAAUUCGAGCUAUAGCUGAAUCACAUGAGAUAAUGAUUCGUGUUGUAAAUGUUAAUCCUGAAAGAUUAUGUGUGUCUAUUUCUGAACCAUGA
Molecule: messenger RNA, 1155 nt
Organism: Rotaria sp. Silwood2
Lineage: Eukaryota; Metazoa; Rotifera; Eurotatoria; Philodinida; Philodinidae
Source: the annotation of a GenBank genome assembly